Molecule: messenger RNA, 2573 nt
Organism: Caenorhabditis sp. 36 PRJEB53466
Lineage: Eukaryota; Metazoa; Nematoda; Chromadorea; Rhabditida; Rhabditidae
Source: the annotation of a GenBank genome assembly
AUGCAGGCAUUCGAUAUUGAGUCUCUGAUUGGCAAUAAGGUAAUUUUUAAUGAUUUCUGAGUGUCAGUAUUGAGAUGAAUAGAGCAACAAUAGGGAUGUUCGAAGAAUAUACUUCUGGGUGUCCAUUUGAAGUUACAUUUCUAAGUGCCUCAUGCUCAAGUCUCCACGUCCAUUUGCAUUAAACAUUUCUGUCAUUUCUCGUUUCCAAGGAGCCGUUCUUUUUCGAAAUCUUACUAGGCACCUCGGUUCGAGAAGAACCAGAGAGCAUUUUCUUUGUUUUUCCAAACAUAACCUCUAUGGCCCGAAAAAUUGUGUUUGAAAACUUUACUGUUUCGAAACUCCGAGUUAUAGAAAGUCUAUGUCCAUUUUAAGAGCAAAUUUUCCGAAUUCCCGUAAUGCUUUCAUUCUCCGUGUCAAAGUUGCAUUAAGAACCUCACUCUUUCAAUUAUAAAAACAGCAACUAUUCUCAUCUGCUUUUAUUUUCUUUUCGAACGGUUCAUUAGCAACUUUUUAAAUUCCAACAGAAUCGAGAGCAUGUGAGAUCUUUCAAACCAUUUCCCGAAAGUUACAUCCCCUCAAUGUCAAGACAUCACUAAUUUCUAACAAGCUCUAUCAGAAUUCCUUGCAGGUGCCCUCUCUGGUCUCCGAAAUGGUGCAACUUCCCGCCCGUUCCUCCUCAUUCUCGCCUUCGGCUUUCGACGAGAUGGGAGCAGUUGCGGCAGCGGCAGCCGCCGGCCGUCAUCAUCCGUAUGGUAAGAAAAAUGGCGACAUAAUUAUUCAGAUCUUCGAAGCUAAUUUGACCCCCAUCGCCCCAUCUAAGGAGGGGACUGGCAAAAUGACAAAUGAGGGAGAUUGAUGUCCUGGAUUGGUGGAAGCUGGGGGGAAAUGCACAUUGAGCACCUAUUAGGAUGACACGCUUCGCAGGGGCCUAUUCAGGUUUUAUUAGCGGUUGCGGGUGAUGGACACGAGGAUCCGUGCCAGGGGUUAUUCUCCUGCUCCUUCUCCGCAAUUAUCGGCAAUCUGAAAUAAUGAUGCCGCCAAUCAUAAAAUUGUGUUGAGGGUGUUGCGGUUUGUUAUCCAGCUAUUAUAUCGUAAAUGUUCUCUUUUGUUUUACAACACUCUCUCCCUCCUUACCUGUCGCGUGGAGUACUGUAGCAUUUACAAUCAGUGGUCAAUUAUGUUGCGAAGGGGUUAUCGUCACUGAUAGAGUCUCUUCUCUCGUUGAGACGAAACGUGUUUCGGGUCGCUCGCCACCUCAUAAAAAAGCUCUAACCCAAUUGAUACUGACACCUCCGAUCCCCCGAGGGUGUCUUAGAGGCCCAAUCGCCCUAAUGUUGCCAUAUACGCUCUAAUUGGUGUUGCGUGUCCGGGGCACCAAACCUGGCCGCUCAUAAAAUUGCAACUGAGCCAAUUAUCUAAUGAAAGAACAGAAGAACAGAAGCCUAUCGGAGGGAGGGGGGGAAAAGCAGUAUUAUGUUUUUCACAAUUUCAUCAUUCAAUUUCCAUCGCAAAUUAGUGUCUCUCCGUGUUUUUCAUUAUUGUUAUUAGCGCCCAACCGGAAACAGGAGACGAGGAAAAUGACGGGUCUUUCAUUGCAGAUAACCGCGACGACGGACAGAUGCGACGCUAUCGCACCGCAUUUUCCAGGGAGCAGAUCGGACGGUUGGAGAGGGAAUUCGCCAAAGAGAACUAUGUGAGCAGGAAGACACGUGGCGAGUUGGCUUCCGAGUUGAAUUUGCCAGAAGGCACCAUUAAGGUGGGUUUUGGGAGUGAGCACCGUAGUCGCCGCCUUUUCUUUGACUGUUUUUCUUUCCAUCCAAUUCAAUUCCUCCGAGACCAACAGCUCCAUAAUGCGUUACCGUAUGCCCGAGAGUGUCUUCGAACUCAAAUCAUUUCCCAUGACAUACAUGCGGGGCCCGCUUCAAACAUAUACAUAUCAAUCUCUCUUGAAAAAUGAAAAGCCGUAGCCUUCCUUCUCUGUGUGUCUCGGAAGAUGCCGCCCGGGGCGCCAUGAGUGAUUUCGGAGCAUUAUACUGGGGACGCUAAUUCCCACUGGCACACUUGAGUCGUCUCGCUCUUGUUCGUGCGCAAUCAAUUACACAUUUAGAACAACUUUGCAGGUUUGGUUUCAAAACCGUCGAAUGAAGGAUAAGCGUCAGAGGAUCGGCGGGCUGGGAUGGCCGUUUCCGCCGCAGAUGGCCGCCUACAUGCUCAAUCCGUUCGCCUAUGAAAUGUGGAUGAAAACCGCGGCUUCACAGUUCGGAGGUGCUCCGUAUCCAGGAGCGAACAAUGGAAGGUAAAUAGGUUAUUAGACAAGGUCUGGAUAUUACACAAAACUUUUCAGCCCGACGAUGCCGCCGUCUUCUGUAGCCGCUCCUCCGCCCUUCAUGCUCCCGCCCGGAUUUCCUCCGAUCAUGCCCAAUGCCGCCGUACCCACUUCCCCCUCAUCGCCCCACUCUGACGACUCGUCAAAGUCAAAACAGACGUCGAGCGAUGACGAUGACACAAAACCUGUGAACUUUUCCAACAGUAGUCCAUCGUCGAGCUCUCCAUCUCCAUACUCUACAGACUAA